Messenger RNA from Arabidopsis lyrata subsp. lyrata, 1689 nucleotides. RefSeq lists its product as uncharacterized. The coding region runs from base 325 to 1470 and encodes 381 amino acids. The record is from RefSeq and is a predicted model, not a curated record. NCBI's taxonomy places the organism in Eukaryota, Viridiplantae, Streptophyta, Magnoliopsida, Brassicales, Brassicaceae. The transcript has 9 exons. Gene Ontology annotation, molecular function: L-ascorbic acid binding; oxidoreductase activity, acting on paired donors, with incorporation or reduction of molecular oxygen; iron ion binding.
AAAUAAUUCUCCAUCAAUUUAGUUCUCAAGUUUCAUGAUCUUGGUCGCUAAUAACCGGGAAAUAUGAAAAGGAAUCUCAACCGGAAAGUACCGAUUAUUGUGUAACCGGUUCAAAUCAUUUUUGGGCCGUAAUAAUGGGCCGAGAAUCCAUAGCCCCAUAUCGCGUGACGCGUGUUCGAAACGCGCCGAUGACACAAAAAGCCAAUAAAUUCUCGGAGGGAAAUUUGUGAAAAGCCCUAAACUUCAACGGAAACCCCAAAAUCCCCAAAUCGAGAGAGGUUAAAGAAACUUCAAUUUCUCUUUUCUUGAAGUGAUCGGCAAGAGAUGGCGGUGGACGGUGACGGAACUGUUGGUGGUGGAGAUUCUCAACCACCGGUGACUACUGCGGCGGCGACGACAGAGAUGGCUAUCGCGAGGCUGAGUCGGUUUCCUAACAUGGAGCAUAUUUCUGAUAACUACGAAGAUCUGAAACUGGAAUUUAGCUCUUCCAUGUUAAGCUCGCUAGAGAAGUACUUGCCGCCGGCAAUGCUCACGGCGAACAGAGAAGAGAAGGCCAAAUUCAUGUCAGACAUUUUGCGCAAGUACAUUUCCCGCGAAGAAUGUUCCAAAGCUAAUUGGCGCAAGACCUAUUCGCAGAGGAUAAAAUCCAAUUAUCAGCCACUUUGCAGGGAGUUGUAUAAUUUUGAUCCCGAAUUGUUUCUGCUUCCCUCUUUCCGAAAGGCGAUCAGCGACAACACAGAGGAAAGCUUCAGACGCAUCAUUUCUGAACCGUUUCCUGGUGUUUUUGUCUUUCAAAUGUUUCAGCCUGAUUUCUUUCAGAAAUUGAUAGUAGAGGUAGAAAAUAUCAAAAAGUGGGCUCAUGAGAAAAAGUUCCAAAUUAGGAGACCGUACCACACGAGUAGAUACGGUGUUGUGCUUGAUGACUUUGGCCUGGAUAUCAUGCUUAAGACACUCAUGGAGGAUUUUAUCUUUCCUAUUUGCAAAGUAUUUUUCCCUGAACUGUGUGGAACAAUGUUUGACUCUCACCAUGGAUUUAUUGUUGAAAAUGGUGAAGAUAGGGAUGCUCCAUUAGACCAUCAUUUUGAUGAUUCAGAAAUAACAUUGAAUGUUUGUGUGAGGAAACAAUUUGAGGGAGGGGAAAUAUCUUUCAUUGGCACACGGUGCGUGAAACAUAUGCGAACAAAUAUAAAGCCAGAGGAAGUUUUUCAUUACAGUCAUACACCGGGUCAAGCUAUACUUCACCGUGGCCGCCACCGCCAUGGUCCCAGAACCACCACAAAUUCUUGUUCUCGGGCCAAUAUGAUUCUUUGUUGCAGAAACUCUUUGUUUAGAGAGAUGGAAACUUAUGAGAAGGAAUUCCCAGAGUGGUGCGGUCAAUGCGCCCAUGAAAAGAAAGAAAAGGAAAGCCAGAGUCUUGCUGCCAAAAGAAAGGGGAUGAUUAGAAUUGUGGGUGGAGGCAAAGCUCGAUGAAACAUAACACAUAGCGUACACAAUUGGUCAAGCCCUGAAGUUUUUGCUUUUCCCUUUUUUCAACUCUUUACUUGAGAAACUGAGUAUAUGUAGAAUCAUUUGAUGUAAAUACGUCUUUGUAUAUUGAAUCUUCUUGUCUCUCACACUACUAUGUACACGAGAUUUAAUUGUACAAGGAACCAUAUAAUGUAGAUCAGAUUGCUAUUUUUUUUUUCUUGA